AUGAUGCAAGUUCUAACGUCGAUUAACGUGAAUCAAAUGGAAGCCAUAAAUAGGAUAUCGAAAGAUGUAAGUUCAUUGAAAGAACAUGUAAAAGAUCUUAAGACCGAGAUAGAUAGUCUCCGAUUCGAAAAUGAGAAAAUAAAGCGUAAUAUAGAGAACGUGUACAGUAAAUAUAAUGAAAAAGAUAAACAAAUAGAAACGUUAGACUCUGAGAUAAAAAACCUUCAAAUUACAAAACUAAUAGAUCCACUUACCACAACAACUGUUAGUAACACAAUAGAAGAAACUGUGAUGGCAGAACUUUCUGAUCGAUUGGUUAGAAGCAAGAAUAUCAUAAUAACUGGAUUAAUGGAAACAAAAAUAUCUGACUAUAAAGAAAGAAAAGAGGCUGAGAAGAGAGAAGUACUUGGUUUAUUAAAAAAGAUCUCAAACGAUUGUACAAAACCAAAAAGUAUUACACGCCUGGGAAAGUAUGCGCCAGACAAGCAACGCCUACUCAAAGUGUGUUUCUCGACUCCAAAAGAAGCUAUUUCUGUAUUACGUUCUAAAAGUAAUGAAAAACUGAAUCCCAUUAAAAUUUUCGCAGAUCGAACGCUUCAACAACAAUCUUUCUACAAAAAAACCUAA
Parnassius apollo (apollo) is the source of this 627-nucleotide messenger RNA. Lineage: Eukaryota; Metazoa; Arthropoda; Insecta; Lepidoptera; Papilionidae. The record is from the annotation of a GenBank genome assembly.